Messenger RNA from Echinops telfairi (small Madagascar hedgehog), 625 nucleotides. It is a transcript of the gene LY86, whose product is annotated as lymphocyte antigen 86. Gene Ontology annotation, biological process: positive regulation of lipopolysaccharide-mediated signaling pathway; innate immune response. The transcript is spliced from 5 exons. The annotation marks the transcript as partial. Lineage: Eukaryota; Metazoa; Chordata; Mammalia; Afrosoricida; Tenrecidae. The record is from RefSeq and is a predicted model, not a curated record.
GCUCUGCUUUAUCCCAGCGGUGGCCACGGCUGGCCCACCCACACAGCCUGCAGGGACGGCGGCUUGGAAGUGCUCUACCAGAGCUGUGAUCCAUUACAGGACUUUGGCUUUUCUAUUGACCAGUGUUCCAGACAUGUAAAACAAAAUCUCAGCAUCAGAUUUGGAAUAAUUUUGGGAGAGGACAUCCAAGAGCUAUUUGUUGAUGUAGCUCUUGUCACAAAAGGAUCACCCUUUUUUAAUUUCUCCUAUCCUAUCUGUGAAAAGGAUCAACCAAAAUUUUCUUUCUGUGGAAGAAGGAAAGGGGAAAAGUUUUACUAUGCUGGCCCUGUCAAUAAUAUUGGAUUUGACAUCCCUGAGGGAGAAUACCAAGUCUUGGUGGAAAUGUAUAAUGAAAACCGCUCUCCUGUGGGCUGUGCCAAUGCCACUGUCAUUUGCUGCUGAUGGUGCCUCACAGCUCAAUAUCACUCCAUCUUGUGGACAAUGAAGUUCUUCAAACUGAACCAACUGUAAAAAGGAUGUAAAGAAGCUGCACAAAGAAUAUUCUCCAAAGAGCUUGGGCUCAUCUAAAUCCCCCAAUGCAACUCCCUCCUCAGAUUCUAUAGAUGCAAUUAAACCCCUGAAAUUA